CGGGGGUGUGGCGCGGCGCCGGCGGGGGUGGGCGGGCGCGCCGGGCGGCAGGUGUCGGCAGCGUAGGCAUUCGGCGGCGAUGGAGCGGUCCCGGGGAGCUGGUGGCGACCUCUCGCGCUGGCCCCACGGCCUCAGCCUCCUCCUCCUCCUCCAGCUGCUGCCGCCGGCGACCCUCGGCCAGGACCGGCUGGACGCGCCGCCACCGCCUGCUGCGCCGCUGUCGCGCUGGUCCGGCCCCGUCGGGGUGAGCUGGGGGCUGCGCGCGGCCGCGCCCGGGGGCCCGGCUCCCCGCGGCGGCCGUUGGCGCCGCAGCGCGCUCGACGAGGAUGAGGACUGCGGCGGAGUCCGGGACUUCGUCGGCAGGCUGGCCAACAACACGCACCAGCAUGUGUUUGAUGAUCUCAGUGGCUCAGUAUCCUUGUCCUGGGUUGGAGAUACCACUGGGAUCAUUCUCGUCUUGACUACCUUCCAUGUACCACUGGUAAUUAUGACUUUCGGACAGUCCAAGCUAUAUCGAAGUGAGGACUAUGGAAAGAACUUUAAGGAUAUUACAAAUCUCAUCAAUAACACCUUCAUUCGGACUGAAUUUGGCAUGGCUAUUGGUCCUGAGAACUCUGGGAAGGUGAUUUUAACAGCAGAGGUGUCGGGAGGAAGUCAUGGAGGAAGAAUCUUCAGAUCAUCAGAUUUUGCAAAGAACUUUGUUCAGACCAAUCUCCCUUUUCAUCCUCUGACUCAGAUGAUGUAUAGUCCUCAGAAUUCUGAUUAUCUUUUAGCUCUCAGCACUGAAAAUGGCCUGUGGGUGUCCAAGAAUUUUGGGGGAAAAUGGGAAGAAAUCCACAAAGCAGUAUGUUUGGCCAAAUGGGGAUCAGAAAACACCAUCUUCUUUACCACCUAUGUGAAUGGCUCCUGCAAAGCUGACCUUGGGGCACUGGAAUUACGGAGAACUUCAGACUUGGGAAAAAGCUUCAAAACCAUUGGUGUGAAAAUCUACUCAUUUGGUCUUGGGGGACGUUUCCUUUUUGCCUCUGUGAUGGCUGAUAAGGAUACAACAAGAAGGAUUCAUGUGUCAACAGAUCAAGGGGACACAUGGAGUAUGGCCCAGCUCCCCUCUGUGGGGCAGGAACAAUUCUAUUCUAUUCUAGCAGCUAAUGAUGACAUGGUGUUCAUGCAUGUAGACGAACCUGGAGAUACCGGAUUUGGCACUAUAUUUACCUCGGAUGAUCGAGGCAUUGUCUAUUCCAAGUCCUUGGACCGACAUCUCUACACAACCACAGGUGGCGAGACAGACUUUACCAACGUGACCUCCCUCCGUGGGGUCUACAUGACAAGUGUGCUCUCAGAAGAUAAUUCUAUCCAGACGAUGAUCACUUUUGACCAAGGAGGAAGGUGGAAGCACCUGAGGAAGCCUGAGAACAGUGAAUGUGAUGCUACUGCAAAAAAUAAGAACGAGUGCAGCCUUCAUAUUCACGCUUCCUACAGCAUCUCCCAGAAACUAAACGUUCCAAUGGCCCCUCUCUCAGAGCCUAAUGCUGUUGGCAUAGUCAUCGCCCACGGUAGCGUGGGGGAUGCCAUCUCAGUGAUGAUCCCAGAUGUGUACAUCUCAGAUGAUGGGGGUUACUCCUGGCUGAAGAUGCUGGAAGGACCUCACUAUUACACCAUCCUGGAUUCCGGAGGCAUCAUUGUAGCCAUCGAGCACAGCAGCCGUCCUAUCAAUGUGAUUAAGUUCUCCACAGACGAGGGUCAGUGCUGGCAAACCUACAUGUUUACCAGGGAGCCUAUCUAUUUUACUGGCCUGGCUUCAGAACCCGGAGCUAAGUCCAUGAACAUCAGCAUCUGGGGUUUCACAGAAUCUUUCCUGGCUCGCCAGUGGGUCUCCUACACCAUCGAUUUUAAAGAUAUCCUUGAAAGGAACUGUGAAGAGAAGGACUAUACCAUAUGGCUGGCUCACUCCACAGACCCUGGAGAUUAUGGAGAUGGCUGCAUUUUAGGCUAUAAAGAACAGUACCUACGGCUACGCAAGUCGUCCGUCUGUCAGAAUGGUCGGGACUAUGUUGUGACCAAGCAGCCGUCCGUCUGUCCCUGCUCCCUGGAGGACUUCCUCUGUGAUUUUGGCUACUUCCGUCCAGAAAAUGACUCCAAGUGUGUGGAACAGCCAGAACUGAAGGGCCACGACCUAGAGUUUUGUUUGUACGGGAGAGAAGAGCACCUGACGACAAAUGGGUACCGGAAAAUUCCAGGAGACAGAUGCCAGGGCGGAGUGAAUCCUGUUCGAGAAGUGAAAGACUUGAAAAAGAAGUGCACAAGCAACUUUCUGAGCCCCGAAAAGCAGGACUCCCGCCCACAGGGACACAACUUGUCCCAGAAUCCAGCUCCGCCUCCUCUUGGAUACAUUGAAAACACACACUCCCUAUCUCCCACCCAAAAGCAGAAUUCCAAGUCAAAUUCUGUUCCGAUUAUCCUGGCUACUGUGGGAUUGAUGCUGGUCACAGUCGUAGCAGGAGUGCUCAUUGUGAAGAAAUACGUCUGUGGGGGAAGGUUCCUGGUGCAUCGAUACUCUGUGCUCCAGCAACAUGCGGAGGCCAAUGGUGUGGAUGGUGUGGAUGCUUUGGACACAACCUCCCACACUCAUAAAAGUGGUUAUCAUGAUGACUCAGAUGAGGACCUCCUGGAAUAGCUCCUCGAAGGAGCUGGGACUGAGCACCGGUGACGGAACCGCAGUACCUCUCACACUCCCUGUGGCUCCGACUCGGGGAAAUAAAUUUCCCGUUGCGAGGGACCCAGCUCUGUUUCUGCUGCUUCCAUCAAAGCCAAAAGGACCUACACUAAAGAAAUGGGGGGUGGGGACCCUAAACGCUCUUACAAUUGGCCCUGAGAAGAGAGGGAAAAUUUUUAAUUCUUUAACUUUUCAUUUCAAGUUCUGUCUUUUUGCAAGGUACGGGCCCUUUUCGGUUUUGUUUUUGUUUUUUAAGGGAAAUGAAAUGGAAUUGAAGGGAACUUUUCACUAACCCCACUGUUGCAUGUUUUGCAUGGCGCCUGCCCCAGGGCACCUGCCAGCUUCAGCAUCAACUCUCACAAAGCACUUGGUGCCAUCCCUGGGCUGUGCUGGCAACACGAAGCAGCCGCAGAGAUGAGCACAGAGGCUGCGAUGACUGGCACAGCCUGGGCAGCCUUCCUCCAUCUGGGGACAGCCCCGCUCCAAGAGCAUUGCGCAGCAGCUCCUCACACAGAUCCCUGCUUUCUGUUGUUGUUGUUUUUUCAGGGACCAUAGGCCACAGUGAUUUUUCUUUUCCCUUGUUUAAUUAGGCAAUACCCUCAUUAAUUGCCCUUUGGCAACUAACUUACAUGUGCUUCCAAGACACUAAAUCAGGAAAACUUAAAGGGCAAUAUUUUUAACUUGGGGCAAGAAAAAGGGAGCAGCAGAGAAUUGACUAGAUUUAGCACCUAUUAAAGGAGAAACUCUUGCUUCUUCCGAGAUCUUUCAAGCCAUGCUUUGUGUGUGUGCCAGUGGACUUGCUUAGGGUCUGGGUUCAGGCUUGCCCGGGCUGUGUGCCCAGGCUGAGCGAGCUCUUCGCUGGAGUGGCUGGUGGCAUGGGCCGUGCAGCCCCUGAGGAUGGCAUGUCACAGUCCUCUGCGUCCCCUCCUGCCUGCUGUGCUAGCUCCUUGGUGAAUCAUUCGAAUGGCUGCUUAUCUGCUUCCUCUUAGGUUGCUGCUCUGCAUGGAGCCAUGACUAGACAUGUUUUCAGAUUCAGGCUUUUUUAAAAAAAUCAGAAUUUUAUUACCAGACCCUCCUCCUCUGCCCUUUUCCCCAGCUUUGCCAAGUAGUUUGUUGGCAUGAAACUUUUGGCUGAACCAACUGAAAAACACACUUCUAGUGUAGAUGAUGUUUCGUGUGAUACGUUAAGUUCGUAUUUUAAAUUUUUAAAAAUUUUCCUUUUGACAUUUAAAAAAAUGAAAUAAAUAAGAAAAUGUAGCAAGAUGGAUUUUGGGGUGGCCAUAUAGUGAUGGAAAGCUGCAAUCGUUAGUUUUAAUACAGCUUGACUAUUUGCUGUACAGGAAUAUAGUAGUACGUUUUCAGUCUCAGCAUACCUGCUGUGCCCGUCACAGUUUCUCCCGAUAAUUAUGAUGGGGACACUCUUUGCUAAACUGCCAUUUUGCUGCUAGUUCACUUUAUGGCUAGGAAGUCAGGAAAAAGUAAACGUGCCAAAUUAACUUUUGUCAGAAUGCAUGAGCAGAUGGCUGAGUUCUCGCCUCACCAGAAUUCACAGCCGCAGGGAAAGUGGGGGAGGGAAUGGAUGGAGAAUUCUAGAGACUUUGAAACUGCAGUAAACUUAAAUGAGUCAGGGAGCUAUAAAGGUAGGGCAGUUUUUGUAAAGAGAGUUAAUACUUGUUAGAGCCAGAGAACACUAGUCUUUUAGGAAAAGCCCAUUCCUUUUACAAGGUUUUUAAAUUAAAAGUAAUUCCAAAGAUACACCAGCUCACAAAUGAUCAAGUAUCGGCUUUUGUCCCGGUCACCCUCACCUCCUGCCCAAAAUGAAUUUGAUGUCCAGAAAAGACCUACUUACAUCAUACACCUCUUCUCCCCGCAUAUACCCCCUGGGGUAGGUGUGCCAAUAUAUGGUAAUUCUCUGAUUAGUUUUAAGAUGUAGGAAAGUUAAUAUUCUUCUCUAACCGUAUAAGAUUAGGGCUCUUUGCCUAUAAUGAUAUUUCUGUAGAACUUGGCAGUUUUCACAGCACUUUUUCUCUUGCAUUAUGUCAUUUGAACCUUACAACAUUCUCGUGAGAUUUUAAAAAAAAAAGAAAGGCGGGGGUUGUAAUCCCCAUUAGAGAUGGAGCUGAGGUACAAAAAUGGAGCAAGUCGCCAGGGUCCCUGUGUGUUAUGAGUAACGCCAGUGGUUGUCUUCAGAUCUCGUAUACAUUUUGAUGCACGCCAGUGCUGAACACCUGGAGCAGAGCUGCUUUCUUAUAGAUGACUUGCUAUUCUUUACGACGUGGAUCAGUGACAUUUCUUUCAGAGCAGUAUUUAGCUCUUUUUUGCCACCUUAGUAAAGAGAAGAGUUUAUUCUCCUGUUUUUCAUGGCUGAAAACAAAAGUAAUGGUAAUUUUGAAUAUGUGUUUAGAAACCACCCCUCACCUUGUUGAGGGUCACUGUUCAAGAGUGCAGGAAUGGAAUCUCAAUUGAUGAGUCACCCUCUUCAUUCUUCUUGUCCUCCCACCCCUGGCUGGCUAGCGAGCUCAGUUGGUUUGAGGACUGCUAACAAGCCUGGCUAGUUAGCCUUCUGUGUCAGCCUGCUCUCUCACAAGUGUAUGCCCUCAGCCAGAGAGGAAAACGGCCUAAAUCCGUGACAGCUUCUAAGAAAAGAAGAUUUCCAAUUUGUCCUAUCGAUGUUAGGAGAAUUAUCUUUGAAAGUAAAGUUGUGUAAAGUCUCAGGCUUGAUAGCAAAAGAGUAUUUCAGCAAUAGAAGUUAGCACUGUAAGGUAGGUUGGACAUAUUAGACCGUCCAAAGUGAUCUGAGCUCUAAAAUCCAGGCAGAGAACUCAUCAUCCUUCGUGCUCUGUGGACAGGUGUCUUGGACGUAAGGGGGCUCUUGGUUUUUAGUGAAACCAGAGACCAGGGAUGCAUACACCCAGGCUGUUCAUCGAAUGGGAAUGUGCCUUAGAAGAAUGAAAGUGUUUGGAGGAUUGUGGCAGUUCUAGGCUGGGCUCAAGAGAUUCAACAGAUUAGCUGUAACUAAAACUUAGAAUUUGCCGUCUGCCUCUGAAUAGGCUUUCCAGUGUGUGUCUCUCUAAUUCUUAGGUUUGCCUCUGGGCCCCUACAUGCCCAAGCUGGCCUUUCAUCCCUGACAGAUAAGUAAUGAGCUGGCCACCGCUGGCUCUGUAAACCAUUGCUGGUUCUCCCAUGGCCUUCGUCACGGUACAAGGAUAGAGAGAGGAGUGCAGAGCAGUUCACAUCCACCCCAGGUGGCAGGACUGGCCUGACUUGAGUCAUUUCUUUAUUUUCUAGGCAAAUGAUUCAGGUAGAGAGAUUCUCUCUUUCCUUUUCGGAGAGCUUUAAAGAGCCCCGCUCCUGUAUGCAAUGGCUUAGAGCUCGCCCUGCUCAUUUUUGGUACCGCCCUCUUGCCCCACAUGAAGCCCAGAUACUUGGAACUGCUAAAAUAGGAAGAGAUUCAGUUUUUCAGCUUUGCUACUACCUUCCCUCAAGCAGGAAGAUUAACAUGGACUUACAUGUCCUUUGAACAAAAACCAAAGUUUAAGAUUUGCCACAUGAUGGAGUGAUAGGGAGGGCCAGACUUUCAGCACUGGCACUCAGCAGGUGCCAGACUUUGUUCCAUCUGCCACUGAUUUGCCCAGCUCAGGCAGCUCUAGGAGUGCCGUCCUGCCCUAGCAGAGCCCAGGCCUCACCCUCAUGGAGGAUGAUUAAAAUAGCAGGAACAUGUUGAUUUCUUGGCUACUUUGCAUUAUAACAAUAAGAAUCAGAACAUUAAUUAGAAAUUGUCUUCAACAACUUAACUGUACGCAUUUUUUCACACUGGUACAUUUUUAAGCGUCCUUGUUUUUAUGGGAUAACUUAAACUAAUCUGUACCUUUCUAUAUAUAUAUAUGUGUGUGUACAUAUAUACAUGUAUAAACUGUAUAGGGUACAUGUUAAUGAUUUAUUGAUAUGUUCCAAGUCUUUAAUGCAGUUCUCAUCCUCCGCAUGCCCUCAGAUUGUGGUCGGGUGACUUAACUGUUCCUGAUGAUUCUGCCCACCUCCUGUGUUUGGACGUCUAGGGAGGAGGGGUUUGAUGGCACCCUCCUUAUCCUCGUGCACAGAAAUGCUCAGGGUCCCCAUGUGCCUGUUGUCCAGCCCUGUCUUGUCUCUUGUUCCCUAUCAGCAUGUGGUCCCUCCUUGCUCUGUAACUUCUCUGCCUCCACCCCAAGCUGUCGGUACAAAAGUGUAAAGCAGUAUUAAGAUCGUUACUGCAUGUAUGCUAAAAACCCAAGUUUUCUGUUCCCUUGGGACAGAAAAUUGCAUGUGAGGUGGGAUAAUCAAGUUUCAAUGACCAAUGUCGGUUACACAAAAAAGCCAGACCCUAGAAUAAAAUUCCACAAAAUGGAAAUAAAACUCAAAUUUCUUUAGCAUUGUGUAAAUAAAUCUGGGUGUGUUUAACUUUGUACUGGUAAUUUUCUGUAUAUUUGCAGUAUUUGGGUUAGAAAUAAAACAGACUGGACUUUGUUACCUGA
Molecule: messenger RNA, 7221 nt
Organism: Balaenoptera acutorostrata (minke whale)
Lineage: Eukaryota; Metazoa; Chordata; Mammalia; Artiodactyla; Balaenopteridae
Gene: SORT1
Product: sortilin 1
Exons: 21
Coding region: 80-2674 (864 amino acids)
Biological process (GO): Golgi to endosome transport; endocytosis; vesicle organization
Cellular component (GO): Golgi apparatus; membrane
Molecular function (GO): protein binding
Source: RefSeq, a predicted model, not a curated record